AUGAGUGAACCCGAACGUCGCCGCAGACGACCAGCCGUCCUCCAACACGAGCAGCGCUUCGACAGCUCCCAGUCACUCCGCAACAUCUUUGGAACCCUCAUUGACAAGCGCGUCUACUUUACCUACCCCACCAUCCAGUCAAGAGGUCGAGGCUUUGAGCUCAAGGAUAUGCACGAGAUGCUUGAGAGAUAUGCACAUGAAAAUUCCCCCAUUGUCACCUACUUAAUCAAGUGCAAGGCUUUGGCAAGGCUCAUCAAGGCGCGCCGAGCGCCUCCUUGGCCAACAUCUUUGACGACUCAACUGCCCCCCAGAAGGGUCACAGAUGAGCUCGUCGAAUGCUACCUACGAACUACAGAGAGAAUCUACCGAAUCCUCCAUGUCCCGACUUUCCGAAAUCAGUACAAGGCUCUGUAUACCUCCCGAGAUGAUCCCGACCGAUCUUUUCUCGUUCAGUUGAAGCUCGUCCUAGCUUUAGGGGCUGUGACCUACGACGAAAAGUUCUCGAUGCGCGUAUCGGCCGUCCGAUGGAUCUAUGAGGCACAAGCCUGGGUCUCGGAGCCCGAAUUCAAGUCACGGUUGGGCAUCCAGUAUCUACAAACCAACAUCUUGCUGUUGCUUGCUCGAGAGAUGGUGCAGGUCAGUGGUGAGUCCCCUUGGGUUGCCGCUGGUUCGCUGUACAGAACCGCCGUGUCCAUGGGCCUACAUAGAGACCCUGUGCAUCUGUCGAAGAGAACAAGGUUCGUUUCAGAGAUGCGCCGACGCUUGUGGAACACUAUUCUUGAGAUUUCUUUACAGUCCAGCCUAUCUUCUGGAAGUCCUCCGCUCAUAUCUUUGAAUGAUUUCGACACCGAGCCUCCCGGUAAUUUUGAUGAUGAUCAGCUUUUGGCAGACGAUCCUGCGCCCCGACCGGAACACGAGUUCACGGAGCUGUCCAUCGCCAGAGCCUUGCGAAAAACCUUCCCAGAGCGCCUCAAUGUUGCCAAACUUCUAAACAACAUCAGUUCCCAGGGAAGUUACGAGGAAACCAUACGAAUCGAUGCAGAACUCAGGGCUUCUUACAGGGCCUUGACCCAAACCCUUCACGGCUGUAAAUCAGCUCCCGGACGCUCGCCAUCCCAAUUUGAGCUAUGUGCAGCGGACUUCAUCAUGCGUCGUUAUGUCUCAGCCCUCCAUUUCCCCUUCCUCGGCCCGUCACUCCACGAGACAUGUUACGCCUUCUCCCGCAAAGUGUCAGUCGAAGCCUCGUUCAAACUCUGGUGCGCGGCAUACCCUCCCUCGUCCGUGUCUUCCCUAGAUACGCACUCCGACAAUGAUGCAUUUGCUUCGAGCCGUUACGAAUUCUCACGUUACACGAUAUGCGGCUUUGGUUUCUUUCGAACAGUGGCUUGGCAGGCCAGCCUCAUCAUAGCAAUCGAGCUAAAGAAUCAGCUUCAAGAGGAAGAUAGCUUAUGCCCAGCGCCGUUAAGAUCGGACUUGCUAUGUGCUCUGGAAGAUUCAAAGACUUGGUCACUACGGUGCAUCGAGGCCGGAGAGACCAACAUAAAGGGCUACCUUGGAAUUAGCGUGGCAGCUGCACAAAUCCAAGGCCUCCUGAAGGGCCUUGCAGGGGACGCCUUGGCCGAAUUCAUGAUUAGAGCUGGAGAGGCAGCCGAGGAGAGAUGUCUACCCAUAUUGGAAUCUGCGGCAGCGGAGAUGGAAACGGAUGAAGUCGACCAAAGCCAGCUGCCCCCGAAUGCAGUGUUUGACUUUGGUGAAGAUUGGGACUUUAUGAUGUCUAAUGGUAUCUUUGAUCCUGGUCACGGUGACUCCAUGGCUUGGAUGCUCUGA
Molecule: messenger RNA, 1827 nt
Organism: Fusarium falciforme
Lineage: Eukaryota; Fungi; Ascomycota; Sordariomycetes; Hypocreales; Nectriaceae
Product: Zn(2)-C6 fungal-type domain-containing protein
Exons: 4
Coding region: 1-1827 (608 amino acids)
Biological process (GO): DNA-templated transcription; regulation of transcription by RNA polymerase II
Cellular component (GO): nucleus
Molecular function (GO): DNA-binding transcription activator activity, RNA polymerase II-specific; RNA polymerase II cis-regulatory region sequence-specific DNA binding; zinc ion binding
Source: RefSeq, a predicted model, not a curated record